Messenger RNA from Rodentolepis nana, 3999 nucleotides. NCBI's taxonomy places the organism in Eukaryota, Metazoa, Platyhelminthes, Cestoda, Cyclophyllidea, Hymenolepididae. The record is from the annotation of a GenBank genome assembly.
AUGCAUGCGUAUGGACAAAUCAAUUUGUGUGCGGGUACACUUGCUGGGCGUGCACACACAUUAAGUGCGGCUGCUGCUGCUGCUGCUGCUGCUGCUGUUUGCUGUGCACGAACAACCUUAUUCUGGCAACCAGACGGGCAAUCCUCGUCAUCCACGACAAACAAUCAACAGCACACAUCUUUGGGUCAGCAUCCCCAUAGUGUUGGCUCAAUCUCUUCGGUCCGUUCACCACCAGUCACCAACAACAAACUCCUCCAGAAUUCUCCACUUCGACGGCCCUCUAGUGGGCCUGUGCUUGAGCAUGACCUUAAACAAGAGGGUGAGACUGAUGGGGUUAAAACCCAUUCUGCACCGUCGUCUGUUAGCGAGGGGGCUCGCAAGAUAUCGGCUCAUAGCCAAUCUUUAUCCAACAAUAGCAAAUUACAAUCAGUUCCAGAAAGUAAUUCAAGAGACUCGAAACCAAUCUCCUCAUCUGUGACAAAUGUCCAGCAGCAACAACAGCAGCACGUUUCUGCUUUUUCUGCUGCCAAUCGUCCAAUGUUUUCGCCAACACCCGUGUCACCAGCCACUCAUAUGAUGGUUUUUACCACUGAGAUGGCUAAUGACGCUGCAGUGAAAAAUCAACGAAGUAGGCUUCGUCUCACCACCUAUCACUCCACUCAUCCCACCGUGCAAUCCUACAUGCUUCAACAUGGAAUGUUCCACACCACACCAGCUGUUGCCGCUGCAGCUGCAUCAAUUGCUGUCGACAGUGGCAGCGUGACACAAGAGCAGUUGGAAAACCGCAAGAAUAAAAUGGCUACUUUGGAAAGAAUUCACUUCACUUUGACCAAAAACAAGACCUCCGCGGCUGCUCAAGGAGUUCCACCGCUACAACAACAACAGCAGCAGCAGCACAUGUACGCCACUGGGGGACAAAUGAGCGGCUCCUCUGCUUCCUCCUGUGUUGCUACUCCGAUUCCUCCUAUGCAACAGCACGAUCAUGGUCAUCCUCCUGGAGAUAUGCAGCCAAUGGAAUCCCGAGGAAUGAUGAUGACUAACCGUGAAAUGGCUUGGAUCCAACAACAACGAAGACAGCAACAACAACACCAGGCCCUCUCCACCGUUCAUCAGUCCUCCCCAAUGAGUGGUGGGGAUCCCAACGGGGGAAUGGGACAUUUCCCAUACUCGCCUAUGGACCCUAAUAUGUUUGGAUCUCCUAUACUGGUUGUACCUGACAACGUCUACCCCUCCGGACCCCCUCCACCACCGCCGAACAAGUUCUGCGUCCCUGCUCCUCCUCCUUACGGCAAUAAUAACAAACGUCCCUAUCCGCCAUCUGAUUCUUUACCUGGUGGACUCCCCGACAGCCAUCAAUCACAAUUCUGGGGGUCCCAGCAGCAACAGGUUAUGAUGGACCAGCAACAACAACAGCAACAACAGGUGAUGAUGUUGCAGCAACAGCAGCAGCAGUCUCAACAAUCUCAGAACGCUCUCCCAGCAUCUCGAGCAGCAACCGGUCGCGGAGGAAGUGGUGUGGGCAAGAAGCGAAAAACAGGAACAACUGCAGCUAGUCGUGCUGCAGCGGCAAGAGCUAGUGGACCUCAAGGACCUCCCUCUGGUUUCAACCCUGCCUCACAACGGAUGCCGCCUACUCAGCAACCUCAAAUCCAUUCGGGCAUGAAGCCGGGUGGCUUUGGUGCGGUCCCUAUUGGGCCCCCUCGUGGAAAUUACCAAUCCUCUAUGAUGGGUGGCGGUGAUCCGCUGAAUGGUGGUCCCUGUGCUCUAACCCUCGCUCUCUUACCACUCUGUGCUGCAUCCGCCAUUAUUUUCCCCAACGGGAAAGUGGGGACGGGAGGUGGUGGUGGUGGUGGAGGUGGAUUUUGGGCAGCAAGAGCACGAUGCAGGAGGUGGAAAGAGAGCCGGUUGAAAUUUAUGCUGGGUUUUCAGAAUCCCAGCUACCGAGGAGGAGGUCCUAUGAUGGGUCCAGGAGGAAUGAUGGAACAACCCAUAUAUCCCCCAAUGGCUGUUGGGCCCGGUGGUCCUCCCGGUGGUCAAUUACCCCAAUCAUCCAUUCAACAACAGCAGACCCUACCCAUGGGUGGGGGCUACUCCCAUCCUCCAAAUGACUGUAUGUCUCCUUCCUCAAACUCGUCAACUCAACAUUUGACAUCAGCGAGUUUGGCAAGUCUUGCCAGACUUUCACAGCUCUCUGGCACUGAGGGGCCCUACUGUCUCCAGCCUCCAAAUUCUAAUCCCAAUGUCCCGACACCUGGAUUCUCCAGAAUGACCUCGGCUCCAGAUAUGCUGGGAGGUGGCGGAUUCCCUGGUGGUGGCGGUCCUGGGAUGAUGUCCAAUCCCGAAGGAGAUCCUAACUCCAUGUGUGCAAUGCCUGGAAAUCCUAACACUCCUGGUUAUCAGCAUCAAGGUGUGCCGAUGCCUCAAUCUAAUAGUCAACAGCCUGGAUUCCAUCCUUCGUCCCACCAGCAAGCCCUUGGGGAUGCAUCCGCAGUAGUGUCAACGAGGUGCAUCACUCCGAGCUCCGCUCCACCUAUUUGUGCUCCUCAGCCGACCUCUAAUUCUCCCUCAACGCCUACUGGUGGCGCUGUGGUGAAUCCUCUUCCUUCUAGUCAGCAGCCUCCUCAAUCAGGAGCUGCGUCUCAACAAUCUCAACAACAAUCAUCUUGCCCACCUCAACAGCAGUCUGGCCAGUUCCAGCAAAUUAAUUAUCCCCACAUGAAUGGAAACCCCCAGCUCCAUCCAGGGCAAUACAUGCAGCAACAACCGUCUUCUCGACAGUUCUACGGUAUUAGCAAUGGGUCCACGUGUCCACCUCCACCCAAUCAACGGUUGGAACCUCCACGCAAUCCUCCUCAGCUUCCACCUCCGACCAACGUGCAGAUAACACCAAAGACCCCGCAUACAAUUCAAUACCUUCCAACCACUUCUACCACCACCACUGCUGGGUUGCCUGGUGGAAACACAACUUCAAUUUCCAACGCCCCCUCCAGUGGUCCCUAUCCACCUGGACCCCAACAAAAGGUACGGACUUCUUCUGGACAAAAGAUCCAAUCCCCUUGUCAUACUCAAGUGGCUCCUAAUGCUGCUGUCCAGCCAACAAAUGGCCUGAAUGCCCUUCCUCCCCAUCCACCUUCGUCCGCCAACCGAAGGUGUCCGAAAAUGGACCAACUUCCUCCUGCUCAACAGAGCUCUAUAGUAAUGGGCGGUAAUAAUCCUUCUGUGUGUUGUGUGAUUGCACUUGGCUGGCUACAUGAUGUCUCAAAUGUCAAUCCUUCGCAUUAUCCCUCACUCUCAACUCCAUUUGUAGAUAUGGUUGCAGGAAUGCCUGACGGUAGUGAGAUGUACACUACGGGACCUCAACCAAAAUAUCUCAGCCACCAACAGCAACAGAGAUUUCCAAUGACGACUGAUGUGACAGCCCAGCAAUCUGACAGCACAAACCCCUUCGAUUUUCCUCAGGGUGCAACACCAUAUCCCAACACGACUGCAUCACAAUCGCGGAAUUUAUAUCGUGAUCCUUCAAUUCACUUCCAGCAGCAGCCGCAGCCAUAUGCUUCUUCCUCAACAGGGCCCGGUUAUCGACCGGCUGAGACGGAUUCUUCUCAAAUGGUCUCUGGAGUCCCAAAUACGACAGUUACUGCUUCAAAGAACGCGCUCGCUCCUUCGGCUGCAACAUCUGGAUCUCAGCAAUCACAACAGCAGAUGUACAUGGGUGGAGUGGAUAUGAACUAUCCUCAAUCACAACCACGCUGGCAACAACCCCAAAUGAUGGGUGGCAAUGGAAACGAUUUCUAUAUGCAGCAACAGCAAGGUGCCGUAAUGAUGGCUCCGUCUCAAGGUGGUGCCAAUCCACAAUCCCAGGCUGCAGGGUUCUAUAUGCAUCCCCAACCUGGAGGAAGUGGUAUUCCUCCGAACCACUUGCAGCCACCAGCAAAUCCCACACCCUCGCACCAGCAGAAUCAAGGCCACACCAGCAGACCUUAUCCUGCUCUCUUGUAA